Helianthus annuus (common sunflower) is the source of this 2410-nucleotide messenger RNA. Its product is annotated as zinc finger MYM-type protein 1-like. The record is from RefSeq and is a predicted model, not a curated record. Gene Ontology annotation, molecular function: protein dimerization activity. Bases 314 to 2410 code for a protein of 698 amino acids. NCBI's taxonomy places the organism in Eukaryota, Viridiplantae, Streptophyta, Magnoliopsida, Asterales, Asteraceae. The transcript is spliced from 2 exons.
CUCCUCCGGCCUCCCUCCUCCGCCUCCGGCCUCCCACCGCCGGCUCCUCCUUUUCCCCCCCUCUCCGCCGCCCUAUCCGCCUCCACUGGCCAAAUUAUGCAAGAAUCAUUAAAAAGAAAGUUUCAUGUCUCAUCUUCUUCGAGUAAUAAUCGUAUGAGAAUUGAUUUGGAAGACCUUCCAUGGGAUCCCGCCGAACGAAAACCAAUAUUGUCUUAUGAUGUUAACCAAAGAGAUGAAAUUAGACGGGCAUAUUUGAAUAAAGGUCCAUGUCAACCAAGGUCAUGUUUUUCCAAAACGAGAUAUUGGUGGUAGAAUGAGACAAUUUAAUCCCGAUUGGUUUAAGGAAUUUGGAUGUUGGUUAGAAUAUAGUGUAAAAUUGGAUGCCGUAUUUUGCUUGGUUUGCUACUUGUUCAAAGAAAGUGGUCAAAAAGAUGCAUUUGUGACCGACGGAUACAAUGGUUGGAAUAAAAAAGAUAGAUUGGGUAUUCAUGUAGGUGGUAAGCCGAAUAGUUUUCACAACAAAGCACUUCAAAAAUGUGACGAUUUGCGUAAACCAAAACAAUCUAUUAGUAGUGCCUUUCAACCUAGCCAAAAACACAAAAUCGAGUAUAGAAUCCGAUUAAGCACAUCAGUUAUUCUUGCUAAAGCUUUAUUGAACGGUGCAUUACCAUUUCGCGGUCAUGAUGAGUCUGAGAGUUCAAGUUAUAAAGGACAUUUCUUGGAAUUUUUAAAACUAUUGGGAGAGUUGAAUGAGUCCAUUGGUAAGGUUAUAUUAGGAAAUGCUCCGGGGAAUAACCAAAUGACGUCUCCAAAAAUUCAGAAAGAUAUUUGUAAUUGCUUUGCACAAGAAGUGUUAAAACAGAUUUUUGAAGAACUAGCUGAUGAUGUGUUUUCUAUAUUAGUUGAUGAGUCUCGUGAUAUAUCUAAAAAAGAACAAAUGGCCGUCGUUUUGAGAUAUGUUGACAAGCAUGGGGUUAUUAAAGAGCGAUUUAUCGGCCUUGUUCAUGUCAUGGAAACAUCAGCACUAUCUCUGAAAUCAGGCAUUGAUGAUUUAUUUUCUCGAUAUAAUUUAAGUUUGGCAAGGGUUAGAGGUCAAGGAUACGAUGGUGCUAGCAAUAUGGCCGGUGAGUUUAAUGGUUUGAAAGCCUUAAUUUUGAAAGAUAACUCUUCGGCAUAUUAUAUACAUUGUUUUGCCCACCAACUCCAACUGGUUGUUGUGGCCCUUGCAAACAAACAUGAUGACAUUUGGACAUUUUUUGAUAAGGUGUCGACUUUGACAAAUGUGGUUUGUGCAUCUUGCAAACGAGUAGAUAUGAUUCGAGAAAAGCAAAAGGAGAAAGUACAAGAAGCAAUAGGUCGAGAAGAAGUUGAAACCGGGAGUGGUUUAAAUCAAGAACUAUCUAUUGCAAGAGCCGGAGAUACACGUUGGAGCUCUCAUCAUAAGACACUUGUGCGUUUGGUUCAGUUAUAUCCAACAAUUAUUGAAGUGCUUCAAUAUAUUCGGAAUUCCGGUUUCAAUAAUGUUCACCAAAGACAAGCAAAUGGUAUUUGGACAUACAUGAAGGCAUAUGAUUUUGCAUAUUAUUUACAUUUGAUGAAGCACAUUUUGGGGAUUACUAAUUUGUUGUCUCAAGCUCUUCAAAGAAAGGACCAAGAUAUAGUGAAUGCAAUUCAAAUGGUUAAUGCAACGAAGCAACAACUUCAAACAUAUAGACUUGAAGGAUUUGAUUCACUUUUGAAAGAUGUGGCAUCUUUUUGUGAAAAAAAUGAGAUUGAAAUUGUUGACAUGGAAGAUGAAUACGUUAAUCCAAAACAGAAAAGAAAAAAGACUAACAUCACCAAUCGCCAUUAUUAUGAGGUUGAAAAUUUCAACACGGUGUUAGAUUUGCAAUUACAAGAGCUUGACAACCGUUUUAGUGAGGUAACCACCGAAUUACUUACAUGUAUUGGUAGUUUGAGUCCGGAUGAUAACUUUAGUGCAUUUAAUGUUCAAAAGAUUUUAAGGUUGGCCGAGUUUUAUCCGUUUGAUUUUAGUUAUGAAGAAAGAGAAUCUCUUAUGAUUGAGUUAGGCAACUACAUUAUUAUUAUGAGAAAAGAUGGAAUGUUUGCUAACGUGAAUGGGAUAUCUAAUCUUGCAAAGAGGAUGGUGGAAACAAAGAAACAUUUGAGGUAUACGUUGGUCUAUCGUUUAUUGAAGUUGGCAUUAAUUCUACCGGUUGCAACGGCAAGUGUUGAGAGGUGUUUUUCGUCAAUGAAACAUGUGAAGACGGAUUUGCGUAAUCGAAUGGGUGAUGAUUAUAUGAACGACUGUUGCAUUUUUUACAUCGAAAGAGACCUUCUUGCCAAUGUUUCGGCCGACGAUGUAAUGGAUCGUUUUCAAAAGAUGAAAACUCGUCGGGAACAACUCUAA